This is a messenger RNA of Elgaria multicarinata webbii, 2343 nucleotides long. RefSeq names its product coiled-coil domain containing 77 (gene CCDC77). The record is from RefSeq and is a predicted model, not a curated record. Bases 27 to 1664 code for a protein of 545 amino acids. Gene Ontology annotation, cellular component: centrosome. NCBI's taxonomy places the organism in Eukaryota, Metazoa, Chordata, Lepidosauria, Squamata, Anguidae. The transcript has 12 exons.
ACGGGGGAGUUACAGCGGUGGCAGGAAUGAGAACCAUGAUGUCUUCUCCAAAAACACCCCCUGCCUCCAAAAGAUCAACCACCAACCGUGGCUCACCCAAAUGUGCAAGCUCCCCAUCUCCUCAGCGGAAUGAUUCUACUCCUCUUCCAUCAAUCAACGAGCGUCUGGCCUACCUCCGUCCCUCCCGGGAACUGCUAGAGUACUACCGAAAAAAGAUUGCAGAAUUUGAUGAAGAGCAUGAGGAGCUGGUCAAAAGGCUGGAGAAAUACAAAGCAACGUAUGAUGAGCAGCACAAAUUGCAGUGGGAAAUGCGUCAGCGGGAAGAAGAAAUUGCAGAGCUGCAGAAGGCUUUGAGUGACAUGCAGGUUUACCUCUUCCAGGAGAGAGAGCACGUGCUGCGCCUUUAUGCUGAGAAUGAUCGGCUGAAAAUCAGGGAGUUGGAAGACAGAAAGAAGAUCCAGCACCUUUUGGCUUUAGUGGGAACAGACAGUGGCGAAAUUACCUAUUUUCACAAGGAACCACCUCACAAGGUCACUAUACCUCAAAGGCUAACCAAGAGCAGAGAUUCACAUACUCGAAGUGAUAAGCACACUUUAAAAACAGGUAUUAAAAACUCUGCCUCAAAACCAAAGGGAGAGAAACCAGAAAGUGGAGAUAGAUACCAAAGAGAUGAUCAAACAUUCUUAUUACAGGUGGAAGCUCUUCAGGCUCAACUCGAAGAACAGACCAAGCUAUCCAAGGAACAGAUUGAAGCACUGCUUGAGGACAGACGAAUCCGCAUAGAAGAAGCCCAGGUCCAACAUCAGAGGGAUCAGGACAAGAUCAAAGACCUUACCGAAAAAUACCACAAAGCUCAAAACCUGCUGUACGAGAGCACCAGAGAUUUUCUCCAGGUGAAGUUUGAUGCUCGGGCAAAUGAGAAAUCCUGGAUGGCAGAGAAGGACGUUCUGCUGAGGAAGCUGGACAAAAGCAAACCUGUGCCCAAACACAGCAGGGUUUGGCGGGGCCAGGAGGACCACGACAAAAGUCGGGACAGUGGUCAGAGCUGGCGGGACAGUAGCCCAGAACAACGAGAGAGUAGCCCAGACCAGUGGGAUAGCAGCCCCUGUCAGCAUAGUUUUGACAGGGGAGCACCUUCUGGCAGGAAGGUAGAUGGUUUCAAGAAGAGGAGAGAUGCCAAACCGAUUUCUCGAGCAGAGCAUGAAUUUCAUAAAGCACGUCGUGCAGAGAUUAAGGGAUUACAGGAGCAACUGAUACAGGAGCAGCGGUUAGCAGACAUGUAUCGAGAGCAGUGUGUUUCCCUGGAAGAGCAGCUGGCUAAGAUUCGGGAGGAAGGAGACGUAGGGCGAGAGAUCUUCAAGGAACGCUCAGAAAAGAUGGGGAAGCGCCUGCAGCUGAUGACCCAGCGCUAUGAGGCACUUGAAAAACGACGUGUCAUGGAGGUGGAAGGCUUUAAGACUGACAUUAAACAACUUCGGCAAAGGCUGAAAGACGUGGAGAGGCAACUUUUCAAGGUGACAAUGUCUGUGGGUCCAGACCAAGACCUUGCAAUUCUGCAUGAAGUUCGCCAGGGGAAUAAGAGAACUAAAAAGAUUCAAGGGGAACUGAAAAAUUUGAAGUCAAAGAUCUAUGGCCUGGAAAAUGAGCUACGCAUUUGCUGUUAAGGAUAUGCCAAGUCAACACCAGUGAUAUAGAUGGAGGCCAUAGUUGUGACAGCUUUCUCAGAUGUUUAUUUUGUGACAGAACAUUUAGCUUGCUGUAAAUCUAAGACUUAUACAGGAUUGAAGGACCCCAUUAAAGUGAAUGUGAGAUUUGGAAAGAAACUCCAUUUACCCUUUUUUUCCCUUUCUUUGUUACACUUGUCCAGAUUUGGCUUCCCCUUCUUGUGAUGCCAGCUGAUGCACACACUGGGCUAGACUCAUUUGGUGACAUUGUAUGUUCUCAGAGAACUUACUUGCAGCCUCCAGGAACUCUUUCCAUCUACUCUAAGAACGAUUCGCUAGUGGAUUGGGUAGCAUUUGUGUCACUGGUUUAUAAUGGAGAGGGAAGUAGCCUCCAUAUGUCCCUCAGGAAUUACUCUGUAAAGAAAGGUUGAUGACCAUCUGUAUGAAAAGAAAAAGCUCUUAUAGUAUGCCAUGUGCUAAUUUGUGCUCUUAGGACAAAGUCCUAAGGACUGCACCCUUGCUCCUCCAAAGUCCACCAACUCAGAGGCUUCCAAGAUUCCUGUGCCCUGCAAGGUGGAAGGAAUGGCAAUCUUUGCCUCAUCAUCCACCAAUCUCCUAUAUUUUUGCCAGACAAGCUUUUCAGCCUAUUUAGUGAGGGCAUUUUGGAGGGGGAGGGAAG